Molecule: messenger RNA, 1335 nt
Organism: Candida albicans SC5314
Lineage: Eukaryota; Fungi; Ascomycota; Pichiomycetes; Serinales; Debaryomycetaceae
Gene: MNN11
Product: alpha-1,6-mannosyltransferase
Exons: 1
Coding region: 1-1335 (444 amino acids)
Biological process (GO): protein N-linked glycosylation
Cellular component (GO): mannan polymerase complex; Golgi membrane
Molecular function (GO): alpha-1,6-mannosyltransferase activity
Source: RefSeq, a predicted model, not a curated record
AUGUUUGGAGUUGGUAAAUCUGGAACUUUUAAACCAAAAUAUGGUAAAAACAACCCAUCAUCAACGUCAUUUUUACCACUACCUGCAACAUUUCAUCAAAUUAAUCGAAAGAAACGAUUACCACUAAUAUUAAUUGUAUUAUUUAUUAUAUGGUAUAUUUUUUUCAAUUCAUUUUUAUCACCAUUUUCAUAUUUAUUUUCUAAAUCAAUUUCAAAAAUUCAUUAUCCUCAAGCUCAUCCAUUAACUAGUACUCAACUUAUAGAAACUUCAUCCAAAUAUAUUUAUCCCCCCAUUGAACAUGCCCCAUUAUUAAAACAAUUAACCACGAGGAAAUUAUUUAUAGAACAUACAUAUAAAGAAAAUGGAAUUGAUAAAACUGGGAUUAAAUCAUUGAAUUUUUUAGAUGAUCCUCAUGAAAAUUUACAAAAAGCUAAAGAAAAGGAAGAAAAUGAUAAUCUGCCAUUAAAUGCUGCUAAAAAUUAUUUCAAAAAUCAAGAUAAAAUUGUUUUUAAACCUAAAUCAGGUUCUUCUUCUUCUUCUUCUUCAAAAUAUCCAGAAUUAGUGAUUGUUACUGCUGUUGAUUUUAAUAAAUAUUCAUUAGAUGGAUUGACUAAAAUUGUUCAAAAUCGAGUAGAUUAUGCUCAUUUACAAAAUUAUGGAGUUUAUGUAAGAUGGUCAGAAGAAUUUUUACCAAUACUUAAUAAUUUCCAAUAUUUAGAAGAUAAAGAACGAGCUAAAUGGAUUCGAGUUUAUUGUAUGAAAGCUGCUAUGUUUGCCUUUCCGAAAACAAAAUGGUUUUGGUAUUUAGAUGAAAAUGGAUUAAUUAUGAAUAUGAAUAUAAAUAUUCAUGAUUAUAUGUUAAAACCAGAAAUUUUAAAUUCAAUAAUGUUAAGAGAUUUACCUUUAAUACCACCAGAUGGAAUUAUUAAAACUUAUAAAAAUGCUCGAGCUGAUUCAAUUCGAUUUAUAUUAACUCAAUCAAAUCAAAAAAUUGAAACUAAUUCAUUUUUAAUGAAAAAUGAUUAUAUUGGGAAAUCAAUGAUUGAUAUAUGGGGUGAUAAUCUUUUUUUCCAAUAUCCGAAUUUUCCUUAUGGACCAGAUUCAGCUUUAACUCAUAUUUUACAAUGGCAUCCUUUUAUUUUAAGUAAAACUACUAUUGUUCCAAUUAAAACUAUUGCUGCUAGUCAUAAAUUUAAAGAUAAUGGUUUACCUGGUAAUCUGAUUUAUGAAGAUGGAGAUUUUGUUGCUCAAUGGAGUGAUUGUAAUAAUCCAAGUGAAUGUGAAAAUAUUUUAAAUAUUUAUUAUAAUAAAUUGAAAAAAACCCCAAAAUCAUAG